Molecule: messenger RNA, 1027 nt
Organism: Prunus avium (sweet cherry)
Lineage: Eukaryota; Viridiplantae; Streptophyta; Magnoliopsida; Rosales; Rosaceae
Source: RefSeq, a predicted model, not a curated record
UGCUAUAUAUAAAUAUGCAUGGCAUCCACAGAUUAUUCAGGCCAAACCAAAAAGAAAAAAAGAAAAGAAAAGAAUAGCCACAAAUCUUCAUUUCGACAAGCAGCAGUUUGAAAUUAAAUGGCCCAAACAAAUGAAAAUGUAGUUUCCAUGGAGAAGGAGCUGUUUGUGAGGCAAGUCACAAGAAGAGGAGACCAAGACCAACCUGCAGAAAUUGAGCAAACUUCAAAGAGCAUUAAAAUGCCUGAUUCUGUGGAGCAGGGAGUUAACAAACUGAGGGACGCAGAAAGAAGACUUGUUCCAGCUCCGGAUGACAAUUCAGCUAGAAGCUCAAGAUCGAAGAUCCAAAGUGUUCCUAGAAUUCUCCGAAGUCACAGAAGUUUGGAUAAAUACUUUGAGCCAAGAGUACUAGCAAUGGGUCCUAUCCAUCAUGAUAAGUGCAUUGAAGCAGAGAAACUCAAAUACACAUUGGCAGCAGACUUUAUCAAGGAUUCCGGCUGCACCCACUACCAGUUGUACGAGCAGAUUCUGGACCGCAUCGCUGAAAUAAAGGACUGCUACGAUAACGAAGCAACAAAGUGCUACGAUGAUGAUGAGACACUCGCCUGGAUGUUGUUCAUAGAUGGAUGUUCAACCUUGCAAUUCAUGCACAAAAUUGAUCGUUUGGAAGAGUUUGGGAUGAACAGAACCCAAGCUGCCUUUGCACGGCUCGACUUGUUCCUGCUAGAGAACCAACUCCCUUAUCAAGUCCUCGAGCUGUUGAUGAGCUCAAACACAAAAAAAGAGGAGCUGUUCAGCAGUAUACAGAGUUUGUUGAACUGCAGAUUAUUGCAGCAGAAAAGCCAUUAGACAGGCUACAAAUGGAGAAGCAAGAGGCACUAUUGACGCUUAGAUCUCACGCGCAAGCCAUUAGGGCAGGCUAUUUAUUUAAAGAAAUUGCUGCAGAUUUUCUUCGGCCCACUUUUCAUCUUCCUGAUUAUGGUCACCCCACUUAUCAUCUUCUUGAUUUUCUUCGGGAAAGAAUGCUAGG